UUAUUUGCAAUUUUGUGUGGUUGCGUUUAGUCAUAUGUAAACUAGUAAUAAAACGUAUCUACAUGUAUAUAUAUUUUUUUGCAGGUACUUAAUUUUUAAGAAAAAUAAAGAAUAUUUACUACAAGAGAAGUGUCAAGUGUCAAUCUUUUAUGUAAAGACUUUAACGAAAUAACUUAAUGAAAAGGCUGCGUCGACGAUUGCUUUAUCGUGGCCGAGUUGUUAAUUAAUAAGUAAGACGUAACAUGGAAACCACAAAAAGUCUGGAACAAUACGAAGAAUGGAGAAAAAGAGCAUUUCUUGGGCCUUUACCACCAAAUUUUUUAAGAAUAGAAGAGACAACGGGUAAUAAUCAGCAAGAGGAAGCAGAUCGACAAGCUGCAAUAGUAUUACAACAAAUGCAAAAUCAGACAAUGAGUAUGAUGGGAAGACUUACCAUAACAGUAGUGCAAGCAAGACUUGUAAAAAACUAUGGAUUCACAGGAAUGGAUCCUUACGUUAGACUAAGAGUAGGACAUACGAUAUAUGAAACUCACACAGACAGAAAAGGAGGAAAAAAUCCACAUUGGAACAAAGUCAUUCAAGUCUUCCUUCCACCUGGAGUUAAUAAGAUAUAUGUAGAAAUAUAUGAUGAAUAUUCUUUUACAAUGGAUGAAUUAAUUGCAUGGGGCCACAUAGAUAUUCCAUCUCAAGUUGUUGAGAAAGGAACAACGUACGAAGACUGGUACUUACUUAGUGGAAAACAGGGAGACAAUCAAGAAGGUUCUAUUAAUUUAGUAUUAAGUUAUCAGGCAAGGUAUCCAAAGUCAUAUAUGGAAAUGCCCGCACCUGUUAUGAUGAUUCCGUCAACAAAUGUAACUAAAAGUACAACGCCAUUUGCACCUGUUAAUGUUUACACAGAACCUCCAGUCAAUCCCACUCCACCUGUUCUUGCGAGUUUACUACCUAAUGCAGAAAUUGAAUUAAAACAAAUUUCAGAAAUGUUUCCAAAUAUUGAUAAAGAAGUGAUAAAAUCCGUUUAUGAUGCAAACAGCGGCAAGAAGGAUAUAACAAUAAACACGCUUCUCCAAAUGGUGGAAUAAAUCUGUUUCUAUAAAUAUAAUUAAUUAUAUUCUUUAUAAAGACAACCAAAAUUCGUGCUUAGCAUAUAAUCGCCAGUGCUGUAUUUGUAAAAUUUUGCU
Messenger RNA from Ceratosolen solmsi marchali, 1178 nucleotides. RefSeq names its product toll-interacting protein. Lineage: Eukaryota; Metazoa; Arthropoda; Insecta; Hymenoptera; Agaonidae. Gene Ontology annotation, molecular function: ubiquitin conjugating enzyme binding; ubiquitin binding. The transcript has 6 exons. The coding region runs from base 243 to 1079 and encodes 278 amino acids. Gene Ontology annotation, biological process: ubiquitin-dependent protein catabolic process. Gene Ontology annotation, cellular component: cytoplasm. The record is from RefSeq and is a predicted model, not a curated record.